UAGGCUGGUAGCGUGAGUACACAAUCAAUUAUAUAAAGUACAACAAUCGACGCGGUGAAGACUACAUAGCUUUUGUGGCGGUUUAAUAGCUUGGCUAUUGUUCUGGUUGAAAUGGCGUCAUUGCGGGAGCUAACCAAAAUCGAGCGUGGUCUCAUUGAUUCGCUAUCUAAUCUCGAAUCGUUUGUAGAUAAGUACAAUGAAGCAAGGGACAAAUCCAAAAUCAAUUCACGUUUGGAACGACUAGAAUCUGUUUUCUCGGAGUAUCGCAUAAAUCGGGCGAAAAUGGAAGUACGACAGGAACAAGAUUUGGCGUUGACUACUGACCCGUCGGACGCUAAGGAAAAGCAAGUGAAGUUGGAUGUUGAAGCGUCAAACAAAAAGUCUCGUUUGGAUCUCGAAAACAGGUAUUUUGACAUUAAAGAUUUUCUCGUUUCUCGUCAGUCCCCACCGACUGCUGCAGCCUCGUCCUCAUCCACUGUCCCCACUCCGCCCGGCCAAUCAAUUGCUUCCCGAAUUCACCUUCCAGUGUUCAAAAUUCCUUCCUUUGACGGUAGUGUGAAAGAUUGGUUGAGCUUCCGGGAUUCGUUUCAAAGCAUGAUCGAAAAGGACGCUUCCCUCACGGCGAUUGAGAAGUUUCACUACCUUUUGACGGUGCUAUCUAAAGAUGCCAGAACGCUUGUGGAAUCUAUCGAGGUAACAGCCGCAAAUUACGAGGUGGCUUGGACCAUGCUACAGGAACGCUUCGAAAAUAAGAAGAUCAUCGCCCGCACUUUGAUGGACGGAUUUCUCGAUGCUGAACCGAUGAGGAAGGAAUCGUAUGAUACUUUAGUGACACUCAUCGACUCGUACGAACGCAAUCUGCUUCAGUUGAAGAAACUUGGUCUUCCAACCAAUGGAUGGUCCCACUUACUCGCGCAUUUGCUGUAUAAACGUUUGGAUGCAGAUACUCAAAGGCAUUGGGAACGAUGUCACAAAUCUCGCGAGACACCGAAUUAUGAAGAACUAGUUAAAUUUCUGCGUGAGCAUCUCGCUACGCUUCAGCCGCUUGCGACUAUCAAACAUCGGGCACAAGACCAACGUCACGAUUCGUUGAAGCUCCCAACGAAACAAAGGAUUGAAUCCACGCUAACGACAAUUACCUCUUCAAAGCGAUCAUGUCCACUCUGCCAAAAACCGUCACAUUCUCCUUUCAAAUGCGAAUCCUUCAACAAAAUGAAUCCUGUCCAAAGACUUGAAGCAGUAAAGAAGGCUGGUCUUUGUCUAAAUUGCCUUUCCUCUUCCCAUUUGGUCCGGGCUUGUCCGAGCUCAGCAUGUCGAGUUUGUGGUCAGAGGCAUCACACGAUGCUACAUUUGCGAUCACCCAAUGGCGCAUCGAGCCAAAAUCAAGAAACGAUUCCAUCGCAACACGUCUCCGCAGUGCAGAUUCAAUCCAACCCUCCGGCAAAGAUAGCAGAACCGCCAAUGCAAACUUGUGCUGCUUCGUUACAACCUCCACAAACUCCUACCCAACCCAAUGCCUCUGCUAGCCGCUCGCCUGUUGCCCUUCCUGCAAGUUCGUCCGCUACCAGUAACGUAGUAUUCCUCUCAACGGCAGUAGUCCGAAUUGCAGAUUUGCACGGAAAUACUCAUCUGGCACGAGCUCUUUUGGACUGCUGUUCCGAACGAAAUUUACUUAGUGAACGUCUAGCACAAAAACUCGAUCUUCAUCGACGAGAUGAUCCUCUUUCGUUCCAAGGGGUUGGACCCGCUCUCGCUAAUUCCAAACAAUCCGCAACGGCAAGAGUAUUUUCCCGUUGCACAGAUUAUUGCAUCGAUUUAAAUUUUCACAUUCUUUCUGAACUCAAACCCAUCCUUCCUUCAAACCGUGCACCAUUCGCAGAUUGGAAGAUUCCUACAUCGGUGCAUCUAGCUGAUCCAAAUUUCCACGAGCCCAAUCGAAUUGACGCUAUAAUUGGAGCAGAGGUGUACUAUCGUUUACUUUCGGAUGGUUUCGUUGAACUCGGUCCAAACUUGCCGAUUCUCAAGGAAACCGUUUUUGGCUGGAUUGUUUCCGGGAAAUGUGACACAUCCCCCAGCCAACCACUUGCUACCAUGCUGGUAUGUAGUAACGCCGAUCUCGAAAUGCAAAUGGCAAGAUUUUGGGACCUCGAAUCCUGUCGGUCCGACAACACACUUUCGGCGGAGGAACGCCAGUGUGAGUCGUAUUUCUCGGAAACAACAUACCGAGAUUCAAACGGACGCUUCGUCGUAUCACUGCCCAAAAGGGAAACCCUUCUCACUAGCCUUGGAGAAUCUUAUGCUACGGCUUUGCGACGUUAUUUGUCGUUGGAAAGACGGCUGCUAAUAAAGCCGGCUCUUCUGAAAGCGUAUACAGCGUUCAUUCACGAGUACAUUGCACUUGGACAUAUGGUACAAAUCGACCCCACAACCGAUUCCCUUCCACCUGGGAAAAAACCCUACUACAUGCCUCAUCACUGUAUUGAACGACCGGACAGCGUGACAACGAAACUACGAGUCGUUUUCGACGCUUCGUGUGCUAGUGACACUGGACUGUCCCUGAACGACACUUUAUUGGUUGGGCCGGUCGUACAAGACGACCUAUACAGUAUGCUUCUCCGAUUUCGGCUUCAACGUUUCGCUAUUGUAGCUGAUCUGGAGAAAAUGUAUCGGCAAGUGUGGAUACAUCCAUCCGAUCGACACUUGCAACGUAUCUUGUGGCGUGAUUCCGCGGACGAAACAGUUCGAGCAUUCGAAUUAUUGACCGUAACCUACGGUACAGCAUCGGCACCGUUCCUCGCAACCCGCUGUUUGCAACAACUCGCUGAAGACGGGAAAUCGCAAUACCCAAAGGCAGCCAAAGUUCUGGUCAAGGAUUUUUAUAUUGAUGAUUUGCUCUGUGGGGUCACGACAGAAGAAGAAGGAGUUGAUUUAUGCAACGAGCUGAUCGGUCUGCUGCAAUCGGCCGGUUUCAAAUUGCACAAGUGGGCAUCGAACAACCCCGUCAUUUUAAACAACAUUCCAACAGAAUUGCGAGAUGACCGAAAUGUGCUGGAACUGGAUUCAUCGUCAUCAUCCGUCAAAACACUAGGGCUUCUGUGGCAACCUGACGAGGACGUCUUUCGCUUUCAGGUACCAAGGUGGACCAUGGACUCGCCUAUCACCAAACGGCUGGUGCUGUCCGAUGCAGCGCGUCUAUUCGACCCCCUCGGUCUGGUGGGGCCUACAGUGCUGCGUUCCAAACUGUUUAUGCAGGAGUUGUGGUUGUCCAAGCUUUCCUGGGACCAGCCAUUAACCGAUACACUUCAAGAUACCUGGAAGGAAUUUCGCGAUGAUUUGGAGGUAUUACGGACAUUCUCAAUUCCACGGUGGGCGGUCUCUUACGCGGACCCAGCAACCAUCGAACUGCAUGGGUUUUGCGAUGCAUCCGAGCGCGCUUACGGUGCCUGUCUAUACGUUCGGACUGUAACCGCUACAGGAUCGACUUCGGUAAAUUUGUUAACCGCUAAAUCGAAGGUAGCUCCCGCAAACACUGGAAAGGGCCAACAAAGAAUCUCUUUACCUCGCCUGGAACUUUCAUCGGCAUUACUGCUCAGCCAUUUGUAUGACAAAGUGAAGAGCAGUUUUCCAGCUUCCACUCGUGCUUUCUUCUGGACGGAUUCAAUGAUAGUCGUCCAUUGGCUAGCCGCAUCACCCAACCGAUGGAAAAAGUUUGUGGCUAACCGAGUAGCCGAAAUCCAACAGACCACUACACCCGGAACCUGGGGUCACGUGGCGGGGAUCGAAAAUCCAGCCGAUGCUAUUUCACGUGGUAUGAGUGCAGCACUACUAGUCGAUUUCGACAUUUGGUGGCAAGGUCCGGCGUGGCUGAACCAAUCGAAAAGAUUCUGGCCAAAUAUUGUUCGGACAUCCGACUGUAUCUUCGACGCAGAUCAACUAGAGGAGAAACCCGCAACCUCGCUACCAAUUGUGCACGAAGCCUUGAGCAUCUUCAAGCUGAAAUCAUCAUUGACCGACCUCGUUCGUAUAGUAGGUUAUAUUCGUCGUUUCAUCUCUAACGCCAGAGAAAAGGACAGAAGAUCCCGCCAGAAUGGACUACUCACCACAGUAGAGCUGGAGAUGGCUCUCCAAAACCUCGUACGAGUAUCACAGCAGGAAUCAUUCCCUAAUGACAUUGGAAGCAUAAAAUCGUCGGGCCAAGUGAAACCAACUUCAAAGCUCAAAUCGCUGUCCCCAAUUCUCGUCGACGGUAUACUACGAGCUCGAGGCCGCCUACACAAUGCUCCAAUUCCAUAUAGCCAAAAACAACCGAUGAUUCUUGACAGUAAACAUCCUUUGACGCUGCUGAUAGUACGACACUAUCAUGUUAAGUUUUUGCACGCAGGACCUCAGCUGCUGAUGGCAGCAGUGCGAUCGAAAUUUUGGCCUACUAGACUUCGUAAUCUUGCUCGCACCGUAACUCAUCGUUGCCUGAAUUGCUUUCGCUGUAAACCAAAUCUUUCGGAGCAAAUAAUGGCAGACCUACCCUCAGUCCGCGUAUCGCCAACCUUCCCAUUCCUCAAUACGGGAGUAGACUUUUGUGGCCCAUUUCACCUGCGGCCAUUGCAUCGGAAGGCUGCUCCACAAAAAUGCUUUGUUGCAGUGUUUGUCUGCAUGUCAACUAAGGCCGUGCAUCUAGAAGUCGUUGGAGAUCUCUCCACCGAUUCUUUCAUCGCUUCACUGAAACGGUUCGCAGCCAGACGUGGCGUCCCUCAGACCAUAUUUAGCGACAAUGCGACCAACUUUGUCGGAGCCAGACGAACCUUGAACGAGUUUUUGCAGCUCUUUCACACCCAACAGAACCGAGAUCAAAUUGUUCGACUGUGUUCGGACGAAGGCAUUCAGUUCAGAUUCAUUCCACCACGUUCGCCACAUUUCGGUGGUAUUUGGGAGGCUGCGGUCAAAUCCCUGAAGACGCAUCUCUAUCGCACACUAAAGAAUGCCCUGGUAACCAACGAACAGAUGCAGACUGUUUUAACGCAAGUUGAGGCUUGCCUAAACUCUAGGCCUCUCACGCAACUCAGCAAUGAUCCGGAAGACUUGGAUGUUUUAACGCCAGGACAUUUUUUAGUACACCGUCCACUGACUGCUAUAGUGGAACCGUCUUACGAAGAAAUCCCUACCAAUCGUUUGUCGCAGUGGCAGACAAUUCAAGAAUUCGUCCGUCGCCUCUGGAAGCGGUGGUCAAGUGAAUACCUGUCAGGCCUUCAGCAGCGGACUCGAUGGACACACGAACGAAACGACGUCCACAUUGGCACGAUGGUGCUAGUCAAAGACGACCAUUUGCCACCAAUGAAGUGGCGUUUCGGACGAAUAGUGGACUCAACACCCGGACCCGACGGACACGUCCGUGUAGUCAACAUCCGCACCAAGGACGGCAUUUAUCAACGGGCAAUUACACGUAUUUGCGUAUUGCCGAUUCAAGACAACCAGCAACCUCAUAACGAGAUAGUCUAG
Molecule: messenger RNA, 5493 nt
Organism: Topomyia yanbarensis
Lineage: Eukaryota; Metazoa; Arthropoda; Insecta; Diptera; Culicidae
Exons: 1
Coding region: 112-5493 (1793 amino acids)
Biological process (GO): DNA integration
Molecular function (GO): nucleic acid binding
Source: RefSeq, a predicted model, not a curated record